Messenger RNA from Engraulis encrasicolus (European anchovy), 1777 nucleotides. RefSeq names its product peroxisomal N(1)-acetyl-spermine/spermidine oxidase-like. The coding region runs from base 73 to 1533 and encodes 486 amino acids. Gene Ontology annotation, molecular function: polyamine oxidase activity. Lineage: Eukaryota; Metazoa; Chordata; Actinopteri; Clupeiformes; Engraulidae. The transcript has 8 exons. The record is from RefSeq and is a predicted model, not a curated record.
CUUUGGGAACUCCGUCUAUUAUGAAACGCACUGCACUUUGCUGUAUUUGCCUUCUGCCUUUGGCCGACAGUGAUGGAGAGCAAUCCAAAAAUUGUGGUUCUGGGCGCCGGCUUUGCUGGAAUAGGAGCAGCUACCAAACUCGUAAGCCUGGGGUUCAAAGAUGUAACAAUUCUUGAGGCUUCUGGAGAGGCUGGAGGCAGAGUAGCAAAUGUGUCUUUUGGCCAGGCAAAGGUCGACAUCGGAGCCCAGUUCAUCCAUGGGGCAUCCAAGGUCAACCCAGUGUACAACCUGAUGAAGCAGCACGGUUUGCUAACAGACCUAGUGAGCAAGAAGGGCAAUGACCUCAUCUUCCACAGCAAGGGGCACAAAGUCACAGGCCUCUUUGCUGGUCUUGUCUUCGUAGCAGGAGGGCGUAUCAUCGAGAAGAAACACAAGGGGAACCUCGGCAAGAACCUGGGGGACCACUUUGCCGAACGCUCGGAAGCCCUUGUCAACAAGUGGUGGCUUAGUGAUGAAGCAAAGAUGAACGCGCUGAAUACUCUAACUGUAGCCGGCAGAUUCGCAUUGACAGCUCUUGGUGCACCGGCACUCAACAGUGUGGCCCUGAAUUGUUAUGAGUACUUCAUUAACAUGGGAGAAGACCUGGACAUGGAGGGGAAUAUGUUUUCCUUGAUAACGAAACUGCUUGAAGACUUCCCCAAAGACCGCCUGCUGCUGGACAGACCUGUGACACAAAUCAGCUGGGAUGGUGGUUUUUGUGAUGAUGAAAAACGUCUCUACCCUGUCAAUAUAGAAUGCGAAAAUGGGGAGAAGAUUCUUUGUGACCAUGUGGUUGUUACUUUUUCUCUGGGCUGUCUGAAAGCUGCACCAGCCACCAUGUUUGACCCACAGCUCCCAGACGACAAGAGGGAAGCCAUAGAGAAGCUGGGCUUUGGCUGCGUCGCCAAGAUCUUCCUGCUGUAUGAGGAGGCCUUCUGGGAGAGGGAUGCACAGAGCAUCAUCCUAAUGUGGGACGAUGAAACGCCAGCUUCCUUGUCUGAUGCUUCACCCCAGUGGCAGAAAAAUAUACAACUCUUUACUGUCAUGAGGCCGAGAGAAAAGUUUGGUGACGUCUUGAUCGGCUGGUGUUGUAAUAGGGUGGCACAGCAAAUUCAAAACUUGACAGAAGCUGAACUCUCGGAUGCUCUCACCUCUAACUUCAGGAGGUUUAUGGGUGUCCCAAGCAUUCCCUGCCCAAAGACGAUUAUGCGCACUCAGUGGCAAAGUAAACCGUUUGUGAGAGGAGGAUAUUCCUACGUACCACCAGGUGUGGAUGCUGCCAUCAUGGACCAGUUGGCUGCUCCGUUGUCAAGCAGGAAACGCCCCACUGAGGAUCUUCAAGUGCUGUUUGCUGGGGAGGCCACAAUCAAGACUCAGUAUUCGACAGUCCAGGGAGCGCUGAUGUCUGGCCACAGAGAGGCUGAACGGCUGGCACGGCAUUAUGGGAAACCAGUACCAGACGACGAGUCAUCAACUUCAUGUUCUCUUCAGUAACAACAUAAAAACUGUCAAUAUUUUUUAAUAUAUUGCUAUAUGUAUUAAGGGCUGAUAGUGAUGAGGAAAAGCUAACGGUCAGUUCAGAGAGUGAUGAUGAAGAUGAUGACAUUUAAGAAAGUGAUGAUGAAGGUUCUGAGAGUAAUGAACAAGGAACAGAUCUGUUUUUUCAAAGUUGAUGUCUACAGAUAGUUCCGAAAAAUUAGGUGAUCAGACUUUUCUUCACCUGUAUUUACAAGACAUA